Nematostella vectensis (starlet sea anemone) is the source of this 1558-nucleotide messenger RNA. RefSeq names its product retinol dehydrogenase 11. NCBI's taxonomy places the organism in Eukaryota, Metazoa, Cnidaria, Anthozoa, Actiniaria, Edwardsiidae. The record is from RefSeq and is a predicted model, not a curated record. The transcript has a single exon. The coding region runs from base 210 to 1181 and encodes 323 amino acids.
AGUAGCGCAUUGGAUGUCGCAAUUAUCACAUUUUGUGACCAAGCAAGCACAAUUCAGCAAAAUUUAGAGAGAAUUUCGUGCUUCACAAUUAGCUUGACCUGUUGAUAACAUUUGUCCCUCCUACUUGCAAACAAAAGGCUGUCAGCUCAGGAUCCCUGUGUCAUAGUUGGGUUACCUGUGCAUAAUCUAUUUCACAACUUUUCGCAAUCAUGGCGGUGUUUCGUGGUGUGACUACCUUCGUAGUAUUGCUUGCUGUAGCUGUCUAUUUCGGCAAGGAUCAUAUCACUAGAUAUGUCCAGGGCGGAGUUUGCAAGAGUACUAUAAGACUGGACGGCAAGACUGUGGUCGUUACCGGUGCAAAUACGGGCAUCGGGAAGGAGACUGCACUCGACUUGGCGGCACGCGGUGCCCGUGUGAUCAUGGCGUGCCGAAACCUCGACAAGGGGAAAGCAGCGCUUAGAGAAAUACAAGAGAGAACCGGCAGCCAAAAGGUAGUCCUAGAGUACUUAGAUCUGGCAUCUUUACGUUCGGUACGUGAAUUUGCGAAGCGCGUCACAGAGAAGGAAUCUCGACUCGAUGUUCUUAUAAACAAUGCGGGCGUUAUGUGGUGCCCGUUUUCAAGAACGGAAGAUGGCUUUGAAAUGCAGUUUGGUGUGAAUCACUUGGGACAUUUCUUAUUGACCAAUUUACUGCUCGAUCUAUUGAAGAAAUCGGCGCCAAGUCGUAUAGUGACGGUUUCAUCUUUGGCUCACAUUCUUGUGUCCGGCAUUUCAGAUGAAUGGAACGAAGAGAGCAUGUAUAACAGGAUGUACAGCUACUCAUAUAGCAAACUCGCGAAUGUGCUUUUUACCAGGGAGCUAGCUAAUAGGUUAGAGGGAACAGGUGUUAAUGCAUAUGUGCUCCACCCUGGAAGCAUUAGGACUGAACUGCAACGAGAUGUUCCUCUUUUUGACUUUAUUUUCGAUAUGUUGGACUAUUUCAAGGUGAUGCCAAUGAUGUUUAAGAGUGUCAGGCAGGGAGCACAGACUACUAUCUGUUGUGCUGUAUCUGAGGAGCAUGCUCAUGAGACAGGUCUGUACUACUCUGAUUGUGCUGUAAAGGAGCCAUCAAAGGCAGCCCAGGAUGAUGAGGCUGCAAAAAGGCUAUGGAAAAAAAGUUUAGAAUUAGUUAAACUGGCAUAGAUGUGGCAGGCAUUAUGCAACAAGGUUACAUCUUACUAGAACAUACAGUAGCAUGGAUUUUAACAGGCGGGGGUCCAACAAGCGCAUUCAAGGCAUUUUCUCCUGUAUUUUAAAUGUCUCAUACAUUUACUGUAUGUUUGGCUGUUAGAAUGGGGGCAAUGGGCCCCGAGUUGAAAAAACAAUCUUAAACAGAUUCGCAUUGGUUAAGAAAAUACAGUGCAAAAUUUUGAACUGUAAUGCUUGAGAAUGUGUUUCUAUUGCAACUUGGAAGGACAGUAAGUAGAUCUCUUCCCAAUCAAAGUUGUAUUCAGGAUAGUCAAGAUUAUACUGUGUAGUGGGCAUAACCAGCACUUCAAAAAUAAUAUGAUUGUACACUA